UAAAACGGUCACUAUUCGUUUCCUAUUAUAGCCUUUAGAGGGCGCUACGUAUGGAAAUUGAUCCUACAGAAUUCAGCCAUUACUCCAACUCUGUUGAGUGAAUCUAUCAAGUAAACUAAUAUUAAAGAGGAUACUUCCUUUAACCGCUUUCAAAACAAAAAUCGAAUGGCGAAGCUAACCCUGGGCAGUUGUUUGACAUGAUGGUGCUUUUAUUUUGAAGACCGAUUCUUAUGACAUCCGGCGUUGUUCACGCUAACUCUGACAAAGCUAACUGAGCUAACUACUGUCUUUCAGCAGCAUCCAAACAUUAGCUUGCUGAGUAGCUUGUAGCUAGCUAAACUCCACAAACUAAUCGAAGCUAAUCUAUGAGUCGCAGGAGAAACUACAGUUUCGCUGAGACGAGCCUGACUCCUGAACUCCACGGCGCCUUCAUGGAGCCUCCCGGGACAGCAAGCCGAGCCGACGGCGAUUUCCUGGAGCUGGAGCCCGACGAGGAGCUGCUCUGCUCGGUCAGCGACAUCACCGAGCACCUCGGCAGGAACAUCACCGUGGUGCUGGAGACAGCGCUGUCUGAGAUCCGCAAAAUGGUCAGCAUCCGGAUCCGAGUCCUGAAAAUGGAGCUACGAGAGAAAACCGAGGAGAUUGAAGUGUUGAAGGCGAGACUGGAUACAGUCCAGAGGAACGGCAGGGAUCCGUUCCCCGGCGCGGCGACCACGGAUCCAUCUACAGAGGCGGGCUACAAGAAGCCUGACUUCAGCUCUGGAACCAAGCACAACAACGCCGACCCCAGGAGAGCCAAAGCUGUCAUGCCCGGGGUGAAGAAGGAGAACAUCGACGCGAUCUGUGACUAUCUGAUGAAAGACAAGAACUCCAGAGGCUGCGCUGACAUGGACGGAGACCAGAGCAGCCAAGCCAGCGGCGAGAGGGAGGUUCGCCCAGACCAGGACCCGCACUCUCUGAGCCUGUGGCCUGACGGCGGCAUGGCGGGCUCCGGGUCUGGGCACGGAGACUCCGAGUCCACCACGGAUGAUAUCUUCAGCAUGCUCCCCUCUGGCAGCAAACGGAUGUAUGACUACGAAUGGAUCGCACCGAUCGAGUAUUCUUCAGACCUGAAAGUGAUGAAGGAGCCCGAGUGUGAGAACGCCCUGACCGCUGAGACGGACAACGAGGAUGAAGACGAGUCGUCGAGGAGGGAAGGAAGCGGACUCGACCAGAACCAGGUGCCGCUCCCACACGUCCAGCCCCCUGACUUCUCCAUCGAGCCCCAGAGCUCUUCAGCAGAGGGAGGCAGCCCCCUGGAGGGCAACGCAGACAGGCCCGAGGCAGGUCAGCAGUUCCCCUCUCACACCUACAUCUGCUCUCUGUGUGGAACCUUCUGCCCCGACUCCAUGUUCCUGGAGGAGCAUAUUAAACUGAUACACUCAGACUCUGCUGGUGCCCAGACCCUGCAGGCCCUGCAGUCCACCUCCUCCGCUGCACCCACCAUGGGGGACGGCAGCAGUGAGUCCAGAAGGGUUGAGGAAGGGCAGAGCGAGGACGGCACGAGACCGGGACCCGGUGUCGGCAUCAGGAGGGGAGGGGGGCUUGUGAAAAAGGAGAUUAAAAUUGAGGGGGGGUACGAGUGCGGGGACUGUGGCCGCCAUUUUAACUACCUUGGCAACCUGCGCCAGCACCAGCGCAUCCACACCGGGGAGAAGCCCUUCAUGUGUCCGGAGUGCGGGGAGAGGUUCCGCCACGCGGCGCGGUUAAAGAGCCACAGGCUGGUGCACAGCGGCGCCCAGAGCCCCUUCCCCUGCCCCCAGUGCGGCAAAGGCUUCUCAGUGCUGUCCGGACUCAAAAGACACCAACGGGUGCACACUGGAGAGAGCCCGUACGCAUGCCCUCAGUGUGGCCGGCGCUUCAAGGAGCUGGGGAACCUGUACACCCACCAGAGGAUCCACAGCGGGGCCACGCCCUACUGCUGCCAGCAGUGUGGACGCAGCUUCCGCCACCUGGGGACCUACAAGAGCCACCGCUGCACGCUGGCACAGUGAUCUGUGCGGGACACGGUGCUGACUCUGACUCUGAGUGUGUGUGUCUCUUCACUGUCUGAUGUGUGUCUGUGUGGGAGGAGCGGGUCAGGUGGAGAACAGGGUUGGUUUUUUUUCUGCCCAAACUUUCAUCAAGAAACACUGUGUGAUUCAGCUUGAAGGUUCAUUCUACACCCAGUUUGAGACUCAACUCAAGGUCCCCUUACUUAUUUGAGUUUGCUCAGUCGAGUCCUCGUUGAGCCGUCACAGUUAAAAGUCCUACAGCUGCUCAUCCACUGAUGAAGACUGUGUUACAUGGCUGAGAGCUCUGGAUUAACUUGAGUUGUUUUGUCAAAAGGUUGUAUGAAGAAAGCAUUCAGGUAGUAAGAGGUCUUUCAGUCAAAGUCAUGAUGAGCAGAGGUGGAUCCAGGUCCACGUCCCCAGAGGAAGACCUUCUGGUUACUGGACCGGACCUCACCAGUGGUUUCUGCAUGUUUGAGUCCACUUCCUGUAAUCUGGAUACAUUUAAAAGAUAUUUCCUGUUUAUUACAACUUUGGUUUGGUGCUCACAGCUUUGUCCAUCAUUUUAUCCGUUAUGAUGACUCUGUAGUCACCAAGGUAACAGCUGAGACCUGUGACAUCAUCACAGUCAAAGGAUCAGUCAGGAAACAAACCAAACGUUUGGGAGUGAGAACACCUGAGAUGAGGUGAGGUUCACUAAGUUUCAGCUCGAAAAAGUUUUAUAUUUAACUUUUUAUCUUUUAUUGAACUUUUAGCCUGUAACUUUUGGAAUGAAACUUUUUUCUGGUGUCUGUCCUCAGCCAAAUAAAAGACGAGUUUUAGUUUAUUUAUACUUUGAAAAUAACAAAAAUGUCAAGGAUUCAGAGUGGAUAAAAUGCUGUCAUCAUGUUUCUGAUAAUCCCUCAUCGUCCAGGAAAACUGUGCACAACUACUGAUGUUCCUCAGUGAGCUCAGUGUUACCAUGACUGAUAAAACCAACGGCCAGAACUAAAAAAAAAAAAA
Molecule: messenger RNA, 3032 nt
Organism: Seriola dumerili (greater amberjack)
Lineage: Eukaryota; Metazoa; Chordata; Actinopteri; Carangiformes; Carangidae
Gene: znf16l
Product: zinc finger protein 316-like
Exons: 3
Coding region: 366-2033 (555 amino acids)
Biological process (GO): regulation of transcription by RNA polymerase II
Cellular component (GO): nucleus
Molecular function (GO): DNA-binding transcription factor activity, RNA polymerase II-specific; RNA polymerase II transcription regulatory region sequence-specific DNA binding
Source: RefSeq, a predicted model, not a curated record